CCAGCCCCGCCGUUACUCCGCCCCAUGGGCCUGGCCGGGGGGCAGCCGGCGGGCGGCGCGGAGGAGGCGGCGGCGGCGGCGGCGACAGGUGGCGCGCGGCGCGGCCGGCAGCGGGUCGGGCCAUGGCCGCCUCCGAGCGGCUCUGCGAGUUGUGGCUGCUGUACUACGCGCAGAAGGACCUGGGCUACCUCCAGCAGUGGCUGAAGGCCUUCGUGGGGGCCUUCGAAAAGACCAUCUCCCUGUCCUCCCUGGAACCACGAAGGCCAGAGGAGGCGGGUGCGGAGAUCCCGCUGCUCCCGCUGGAUUCCCUGCAUGUGUUAGCCGAGCAGCUGGACCGGGAGGACCUGGAGCAAGCCCUGCUGCUGCUCAAGCUCUUCGUCAUCCUCUGCAGGAACCUGGAGAAUGUGGAGGCGGGCUGGGGGCAGGUUCUGGUGCCCCGGGUGCUGGCGUUACUCAACAGGCUGGUGGCUGAGCUCAGAGGACCCCCUCCACCACCAGAGGGGCGUGGGGCCCAGCUGGAGCACGUGGCCCUGCAUGCCCUCCUCCUCUGUGAGGGUCUCUUUGACCCCUACCAGACCUGGCGGCGCCAGCAGAGUGGGGAAGUCAUCAGCUCCAAAGAGAAGAACAAAUACAAGUUCCCUCCUGCAGUGUUGCCCAGUGAAUUCGCCACCUUCUUCCAAGAGAGCCUGCAGGUCGCAGAUGGCCUGCCCGCCGGGCUGCUGUUGCGGCUUAUCCAUCUCUUCGGCGCUGUCCUGGCGGGAGGAAAGGAGAACGGGCAGGUGGCCGUGAGUGCCGGCUCCGUGCAAGGCCUGCUGGGAGUGGUGUGGGGCUGGGGGCGUGGUCCGGCCCCGGACUCCCGGCUAGUGCCCGCGGCGCUGGAGGCGCUGGUGGGGGCGGUGCACGUCCUCCAUGCCAGCCGCACUCCGCCCCGCGGCCCGGAGCUCCGGGCCCUGCUGGAAGGCUACUUCCGUGUCCUCAACUCCGACUGGCCGCCGAGUCCCGGCUCGGGCCCCGAAGAAGCCCUGGUCACCCUGCGGGUCAGCAUGCUGGACGCCGUCCCCAUGAUGCUGGCGUGUGAGGACCGGCCCGCGCUGCAAGCUACCUUCCUCAGCAACAACUGCUUCGAGCACCUCACGCGCCUCAUCCAGAACAGCAAGCUGUACCUGCAGGCCCGGGCGCCCCCUGAGGGGGACAGUGACCUGGCUACCCGGUUACUGACCGAGCCCGAUGUACAGAAGGUACUAGACCAGGACACCGAUGCUAUUGCGGUCCACGUGGUCAGGGUGCUGACCUGUGUCAUGAGCGGCUCCCCUUCAGCCAAGGAGGUGUUCAAGGAACGCAUCGGGUACCAGCACCUGCAGGAGGUCCUGCAGAGCCACGGGCCCCCUACCCACCGCCUUCUGCAGGAGCUGCUCAACAUGGCCGUGGAGGGCGACCACAGCCUGUGCCCGCCGCCCCCCAUCCGCAACGAGCAGCCGGUGCUGGUGCUCACGCAGUGGCUGCCCGCCCUGCCCACGGCCGAGCUGCGGCUCUUCCUGGCCCAGCGCCUCCGCCGGCUCUGCGGCAGCUGCCCCGCCAGCCGCGCCACCUGCGUGCAGGCGGGCCUGGUGGGCCGGCUGCUGGAGGCGCUGGGCGCGGGGCCGGCGCUGGGGGCCCGCUGCCACGAGCAGCUGCUGGCGCUGCUGCAGGCCCUGGGCCGCGUGUCCCUGAGGCCCUCGGAGCUGCGCCGCUUGCUGCGCCCCCCGCCGGGGCCGGACGCCGAGGCUCGGAGGGCCCACCACGCGGGCGCCGUCAUCCGGGCGCUCUCGGGCAUGGCCCGGCACCGGGGUCCCGCCCGGGCCCUGCGCUACUUCGAUCUGACCCCCAGCAUGGCGGGCAUCAUGGUGCCCCCCGUGCAGCGCUGGCCGGGCCCCGCCUUCACCUUCCACGCCUGGCUCUGUCUGCACCCCACCGCCGCCGCGCCCGCCUCGCCUCUCGCCCAGCCGCUCCAGCGGAAGCAGCUCUAUAGCUUCUUUAGCAGCGGCGGCUCGGGGUUCGAGGCCUUCUUCACGGCGGCGGGGACCCUGGUGGUGGCGGUGUGCACGCGGAAGGAGUACCUGACCGUGAGCUUGCCCGACGUGCCCUUCGCCGACUCGGCCUGGCACUGCGUGGCCAUCGCGCACGUGCCGGGGCGCCGGCCUUUCAGCCAGAACCUGCUCCACGUCUACAAAGACGGCCAUCUGGUCAAGACGGCGCCGCUCCGCUGCCCGGCCCUUGGCGAGCCUUUUUCUUCCUGCUGUAUCGGCUCCGCCGGGCACCGCACCACCACCACCACCACGGGGCUGCCCUCGCCACCGGUGCCCGCCGCCCUCCCUCCUCCCCCCCACCCCUCCCUCACCCGCUCCCAUUCCGUCCCCGCCUCCUCCGCGGGGCUGGGCUGGGGAUCCGGGCCGGUCGCCCCCGUCCCGGAGGGCAGUAUCACCUCGACCCUGGCGGGGACCCAGGACACGCGGUGGGGCAGCCCCACGUCCCUGGAGGGCGAGCUGGGGGCCGUGGCCAUCUUCCACGAAGCUCUCCAGGCCGCCGCCUUGUGGAGUCUGUGGGUUCUGGGACCCAAUGAGCCAGCACCCUUCAAACCCGAGGGGGAACUGCAUGAACUUGGGGCCAAGCUUCUCUUGCAUUACUCGCCUCAGGCCUGUAGAAACAACAUCUGCCUGGACCUGUCCCCCGGCCAGGGACUGGAUGGCCGUCUGACAGGUCACAGAGUGGAGACGUGGGACGUGAAGGACGUGGUAAACUGUGUCGGGGGCAUGGGCGCCCUGCUGCCCCUGUUGGAGCGAGUGGCUACGCAACCCCAAGAGGCCGAGGCCGGUCCAGCCGAGACACAUGACCUUGUAGGGCCUGAACUGACCUCUGGCCACCACCCCCAGGGUCUGCUUCUCCCACUGGGCAAGUCUUCAGAGGAGCGGAUGGAGAGGAACUCCGUGGCUGCCUUCCUGCUGAUGCUGCGGAACUUCCUGCAGGGCCACGCCGUGAACCAGGAGAGCCUGGUGCAGUGCCAGGGGCCUGUCAUCAUGGGGGCUCUCCUGCGGAAGGUGCCCAGCUGGGCCAUGGACAUGAACGUUCUCAUGUCUGCCCAGCUGCUCAUGGAGCAAGUGGCGGGCGAAGGCGGCGGGCCCCUUUUAUACCUCCUCUACCAGCAUCUCCUCUUCAACUUCCACCUCUGGGCCCUCAGUGACUUUGCCGUGCGCCUGGGCCAUAUCCAGUACAUGUCCAGCAUAGUCCGUGAGCACAGACAGAAGCUACGCAAGAAGUACGGCGUCCAGUUCAUCCUUGAUGCUCUGCGCACCCACUACAGCCCGCAGCAGGAGCGCCCCCUGGUGGCCGAGGACCUGCGCACGGUGCAGACGGCGCUCCUGGGUCUGGCCCGCGAGUUCCUGGUCCGCAGCUUCUCUGCCGAUGACGUGCAGGUGGUGCUGAGUUUCCUGGCGGCCUCUGCUGACGAGGGCCAGGCGGUAGGUGCCCUGGAUCUGCUGCUAGCCCUGCUCCAGGGCUCCCCGGCACAAGAGUCCUUGGCCGUCUUCCUGUUGGAGCCGGGGAACCUCGAGGUGCUGCUCGCUUUGCUGGUGAGGCCAAGGUCGCCGUCUCUGCUGCCCGAUCGAGUCUGCAAGAUCCUACGCAGGCUGCAACAGAAUGACCGGUUGCCGGAACGGAGCCGCCAACGCCUCCGGCUACGGGAGAGUGGUCUCCAGGGUCUGGUUGCCUGCUUGCCCGUGGGGACCGUCUCCCCUCAGCUCUGCCAGGGCCUCUAUAAACUCUUCCUGGGGGCAGAUUGCCUGAACCUCUCAGACCUGCUGGCUGUGAUCCAGCUGUCCCUGCAGGCCGACCUUAAUGUCCGCCUGGACAUCUGUCGCCAGCUCUUCUACCUCAUCUAUGGACAGCCAGAUGUGGUACGGCUGCUGGCUCGACAGGCUGGCUGGCAGGACGUGCUGACUCGGCUGUAUAUCCUGGAGGCCCCCGGGGCUGGUGCUCCCCAACCCUUUUCUCCGGAGCCUCUCGCUUCCCUGGAGCCAGCCCCGUCCCCGCCACCCACCGAAUCCCCUCUUGAGCCUUCAGAUGUCUUCCUGCCCUCCGAGGCCCCCAGUCCCGACGCAGACUCUUUUUACCAUGCCCUGUCCCCGUUCUGCACACCCUUCGACCUGGGGCUGGAACGGGCCAGCGUGGACUCAGGCAAUACCCCCGGCGGCAGUAGCCACAGCGGGACUCUUACCCCUGCCAGCCAGCCGGGCACCCCUUCACCCCUGGACGGGCCCCGCCCCUUCCCGGCGGCUCACGGCCGCCAGAGCUCCAGCCUCUCCAACGUGCUGGAAGACGGCAGCCUCGAACCCGCCGUCAGCGGGGAUGACACCUCCAACACCAGCAACCCUCAGCAAACCCCCGAGGAGGAGCUGUGCAACCUGCUCACCAACGUGCUGUUCUCCGUGACGUGGCGGGGGGUGGAGGGCAGCGGCGAGGCGGCCUGGCGGGAGCGUGGCCAGGUCUUCUCCGUGCUCACCCAGCUGGGGGCUUCCGCCACGCUCGUGCGCCCACCCGACUGCAUCAAACGCAGCCUCCUGGAGAUGAUGCUGGAGUCUGCCCUGUCCGACAUCAAGGAGGCCCCUGCGGGAGGCCUGGCCGACCUCACCCAGCAGGCGCUGUGGCUGCUCCGCCUCCUUCAGGACUUCCUGUGUGCCGAGGGCCACGGGAACCAGGAGCUGUGGAGUGAGAAGCUCUUCGAAGGCGUCUGUAGCCUGCUCGAUCGCCUGGGCGCCUGGCCCCACCUGGCCAACAGCGCGGCCGAUCUCCGCGAGUUGGCGCAGAUCGGUCUGCGUCUGGUGCUCGGCUACAUCCUGCUGGAAGACCCGCAGCUGCACGCCCAGGCCUACGUGAAACUGCACACGCUACUGCAGACCGCCGUGCCGGUCCGCCGCGAGGAGGCCUGCUACGUGCUCUCCAAGCUGGAGGCCGCGCUCAGCCGGGCCCUGAACCCCCCUUCCCCGGAGACCCCCGCCGCCUCCGAGCGCUGCUCCUGGCUCGUUCCCCUGGUGCGCACGCUGCUGGACCGGGCCUACGAGCCUCUGGGGCUGCAGUGGGGCCUGCCCUCCCUGCCCCCCACCAACGGCAGCCCCACCUUCUUUGAGGACUUCCAGGCGUUCUGUGCCACCCCGGAAUGGCGCCACUUCAUCGACAAGCAGGUGCAGCCCACCAUGUCCCAGUUUGAGAUGGACACGUACGCCAAGAGCCACGACCUCAUGUCGGGUUUCUGGAACGCCUGCUACGACACCCUCAUGAGUGGCGGCCAGCGGUGCCAGCACGAGCGUGCCCAGUGUCGCCGCAACUUCCAGGAGCUGGUGUUGGAGCCGGUGCAGCGGCGGGCGCGCACCGAGGGGCUGCGCUACGCCGCGGCGCUGAAGCAGCAGGGGGCGCAGCACGCCACGGCCCUGCUGCACUGGGGGGCGCUGUGGCGGCAGCUCUGCAGCCCCUGCGGGGCCUGGGCGCUGAGGGACCCCCCGGCCCCCCACUGGAAGCUGUCCAGUGCCGAGACGUAUUCCCGCAUGCGCCUGAAGCUGGUACCCAACCAUCACUUUGACCCGCACCUGGAAGCCAGUGCCCUCCGUGACAACCUGGGCGAGACCCCCCUGACACCCACAGAGGAGGCCGCGCUGCCUCUGGCAGUGACCAAAGAGGCCAAGGUCGGCACCCCACACGAGGAGCUGCAAGAAGACCAGCUAGGCGAGGAUGAGCUGGCGGUGCUGGAGACCCCUCUGGAGGCCGCGGAACCGGACGAUCAGCGCGAGAAGCUGGUCCUGUCGGCCGAGUGCCAGCUGGUCACGGUGGUGGCCGUGGUCCCCGGCCUGCUCGAGGUCACCACGCAGAACGUGUACUUCUACGACGGCAGCGCCGAGCGCGUGGAGACGGAGGAGGGCGUCGGGCACGACUUCCGGCGCCCCCUGGCCCAGCUGCGCGAGGUGCACCUGCGGCGCUUCAACCUGCGGCGCUCGGCCCUCGAGCUCUUCUUCCUCGACCAGUCCAACUACUUCCUCAACUUCCCCUGCAAGGCGGCCGCCCGGUCUGGGUCGGGCUCCUCGGCCUCGUCGUCGCCCUUCCCGACUCCCAGGUCCCCCCCCUGCCCCGGCCCCUCGCACACCCAGGUCCGCAACCAGGUGUACUCGUGGCUCCUCCGCCUGCGCCCGCCCAGCCAGGGCUACCUCAGCAGCCGCUCCCCGCAGGAGAUGCUGCGCGCCUCGGGCCUCACCCAGAAAUGGGUCCAGCGCGAGAUAUCCAACUUCGAGUACUUGAUGCAACUGAACACCAUUGCAGGACGCACCUACAAUGACCUGUCUCAGUACCCCGUGUUCCCCUGGGUCUUACAGGACUACGUGUCACCCACGCUGGACCUGUGCAACCCGGCUGUCUUCCGGGACCUGUCCAAACCCAUCGGCGUGGUGAACCCCAAGCACGCCCAGCUCGUGAGGGAGAAGUACGAGAGCUUCGAGGACCCGGCGGGCACGAUCGACAGAUUCCAUUACGGCACCCAUUACUCCAACGCGGCGGGCGUGAUGCACUACCUCAUCCGCGUGGAGCCCUUCACCUCCCUGCACGUCCAGCUGCAGAGCGGCCGCUUCGACUGCUCCGAUCGGCAGUUCCACUCGGUGGCGGCGGCCUGGCAGGCCCGCCUGGAGAGCCCUGCGGACGUGAAGGAGCUCAUCCCCGAGUUCUUCUACUUCCCCGACUUCCUGGAGAACCAGAACGGCUUUGACCUGGGCUGCCUGCAGCUGACCAACGAGAAGGUGGGCGACGUGGUGUUGCCCCCCUGGGCCAGCUCCCCUGAGGACUUCAUCCAGCAACACCGCCGGGCUCUGGAGUCGGAAUAUGUGUCGGCCCACCUGCACGAGUGGAUCGACCUCAUCUUCGGCUACAAGCAGCGGGGGCCGGCCGCCGAGGAGGCCCUCAACGUCUUCUAUUACUGCACCUACGAAGGGGCGGUGGACCUGGACCACGUGUCAGAUGAGCGCGAACGGAAGGCUCUGGAAGGCAUCAUUAGCAACUUCGGGCAGACUCCCUGUCAGCUGCUGAAGGAGCCCCACCCGGCCCGGCUCUCGGCCGAGGAAGCCGCCCAUCGCCUGGCCCGCCUGGACACGAACUCGCCAAGCAUCUUCCAGCACCUGGACCAGCUCAAGGCCUUCUUUGCAGAGGUGGUCAGCGAGGGCGUCCCCGUGGUGCUGGCCCUGGUCCCCCACCGGCAGCCCCACUCCUUCCUCAUCCAGGGCUCCUCAGACCUGUUGGUGACGGUGAGCGCCAGCGGCCUGCUGGGCACCCACAGCUGGCUGCCCUACGACCGCAACAUCAGCAAUUACUUCAGCUUCAGCAAAGACCCCACGCUGGGCAACCCCAAGAUGCAGCGGGUGCUGAGCGGCCCGUGGGAGCCGGGCAGCGGCGCGCGCGGGCCGGCCCUGGCCGUGGCCCCCGACGGCAAGCUGCUGUUCAGCGGCGGCCACUGGGACGGCAGCCUGCGCGUGACCGCGCUCCCCCGAGGCAAGCUGUUGAGCCAGCUCAGCCGCCAUCUUGACGUCAUCACGUGCCUGGCGCUGGACUCCUUUGGCAUCAACCUCGUCUCGGGCUCCAGGGACACCACGUGCAUGGUGUGGCGGAUCCUACAGCAGGGGGGGCUGGCCGUGGGGCUGGCCCCCAAACCCGUGCAGGUCCUCUACGGGCACCAGGCCGCCGUGAGCUGCGUGGCCAUCAGCACGGAGCUCGACAUGGCCGUGUCCGGCUCGGAGGAUGGAACCGUGCUGGUCCACACCGUGCGCCGGGGCCAGUUUGUGGCAGCGCUGCGGCCCCCGGGAGCCACGCUGCCCGGCCCCGUGUCCCACCUGGCUCUGGGGGCCGAAGGGCAGAUGGUGGUGCAGAGCUCGGCCCAGGAACGUCCUGGGGCCCAGCUGGCCCACGCCCUGCACCUGUACUCGGUGAACGGGAGGCUGCGGGCGUCGCGGGUCCUGGGCGAGCGGCCCACGGCGCUGGCGGUGGCCGGGGACUUCGUGCUGCUGGGCACGGCGCAGUGCGCCCUGCACAUCCUCCACCUGAACACACUGUGCCCCGCCGCGCCCCCCCUGCCCAUGCGCGUGCCCGUGCGCAGCGUGGCCGUGACCAAGGAGCGCAGCCACGCGCUGGUGGGCCUGGAGGACGGCAAGCUGAUCGUGGUGGGCGCCGGGCAGCCCUCCGAGGUGCGCGGCGGCCAGUUCGCCCGGAAGCUGUGGCGGUCGUCCAGGCGCAUCUCCCAGGUGUCCUCCGGGGAGACCGAGUACAACCCCGGGGAGGCUCGCUGAGCCGGCUCCGCCCAGCGGCCCGGGGGCCCCGCCCUCAGCGGCCCCAGAGCCCCGCCCAGCGGCCCGGGAGCC
Perognathus longimembris pacificus (Pacific pocket mouse) is the source of this 8417-nucleotide messenger RNA. RefSeq names its product neurobeachin like 2 (gene Nbeal2). NCBI's taxonomy places the organism in Eukaryota, Metazoa, Chordata, Mammalia, Rodentia, Heteromyidae. Gene Ontology annotation, biological process: intracellular protein localization. The record is from RefSeq and is a predicted model, not a curated record. Gene Ontology annotation, cellular component: cytosol; membrane. Gene Ontology annotation, molecular function: protein kinase binding.